This is a messenger RNA of Symsagittifera roscoffensis, 2393 nucleotides long. RefSeq lists its product as uncharacterized. The transcript has 3 exons. Gene Ontology annotation, cellular component: plasma membrane. Gene Ontology annotation, biological process: G protein-coupled receptor signaling pathway. Gene Ontology annotation, molecular function: G protein-coupled receptor activity. The record is from RefSeq and is a predicted model, not a curated record. The coding region runs from base 624 to 1793 and encodes 389 amino acids. NCBI's taxonomy places the organism in Eukaryota, Metazoa, Xenacoelomorpha, Acoela, Convolutidae.
UUUUUGCAGUUUUUUGCAGAACUCGAACGAACACGUUUAUCCAGGGGCGGCCAAAACAUAGUAAUUUUGACGAGCCAAUAAUUUAGUAAUUUUCCAAAAAGUGCCUAAAACGGCGUUUUUGACCAUUUUUUUAAACAAAAUUUCAAGUCCCCCCCUCCCACUACUCACUACCCCUAUGCUCCCCACGCCCCUAACCACGUAUCAACCCCCCAUUCCCUAAACAACGUACCACCCCCGUCCCCACGUACCCCAAAAAAAUUACUUGCUACCAAAAUUUGCCAAAAAUCGAUAUAAGUUGAUCCAAAGUUUUCUGGAUGAGUCGAGUUAAAUCUUUUUAAAACCCAUUUCCAAUUCUUAUAUGUACAUGAUUGAUCAAUUUCUCAAUUUGAAUCGAUUUUAAAAAGAUCGAAAACAGAUUUAAGUCCAUACAAAACCGUCUUUGUCAAAAACCCAGUAUGCUUUUGCUUCCUGUCUUCUGUCGAUAACAAACCAGUUUCUUCUAUUUCGAUUUCAAACUGGGCACUGAUAAAACCACAAAUAGCCUUUAGAGUGAUCGAAAGCGCUUCUUGUCGAUCACAUUUCUGUCAUAUUUUUUGCAACUAGAGUUUUAUCGACCAUCAAAAAUGAGUUUCAAUUCCUCAACUAGUCUGGCUGUGAGUUCGGGGCCGAAGGUGAGCCCCUAUGCCAGUUUGGAGUACAGUCCAAUGCACUGUAUAGCUGUCAUGGUGUAUACUGCUCUCUCGGGAGUUGUCGGCACUUUCGCGAACUCUUUGAUCACAGCUGUCUAUAUAAUGAAACAGAUGAAGUGUCCCCACGAAAUAUUCAUGCUGACUGUUGCCGGAAUAAAUUUGUUUGGCUCUUGCGUCUUCAUUCCAUGGGAGAUCAUUGUCGUGUGGUCGGGGAGUCAUUCCUGCAACAACCCCCCGAACUACAUAAUCAUUUUCAGCAUGUUCCUCGAAUGCGCGUCCGCCCUUCUAUUUCUGAGCAUAGCGCUGGACCGAUACUUCGCAAUUUGCUGGGCAACUCAUUAUAUAAUGAAUCCAAAGAAAGCUAUGUUCUUGAGCGGCGGUUCGAUUCUCUUGUCGGUCGUUUUGUCUUUGGUUACCGUUGUCCACACAAAAUUAAUCUACCUUCCUCAUCUUAUUUAUCCGCUAGUUCUUUUCCUGGUUUUGGGCAUUAUUAUUAUCCUCUAUCUUCUCGUCUUCAGAAAAGUUAACAAGCAGGCUAAAAAAGCGCGUGAACAAAGAUUGAAGAAACAAGAAAUCAUGCAGCGCAGUCAGAUUUCACGCGCUGAAAGCAACAAUCAAAAUGAAGAGCACGACGACAACACGAAAAACGUGAAAUUUUCGGAAAAGACCAAAAAAUUGGAUCCACAUUUGAAAAUUGAGACUCCAAAUUUGCGAGGUGUGAACGGAAGUGCGAAAAGUGGUGAUCAAAACGCAGCAAAUGUCGGCAAGGAAAAACACAUUAUGGAAGAAAUGCGUGACAAAACUGUUAAAAUUCUCAUCAGCGUCACGCUUGUGUAUAUUUUCUGUUUCGUUCCCGCCUCCAUUGUCAAUUUCCUAUUUUUCGUAAUACCCGAACACUUCGCCGGAAUGUCGGGAGGCAGCGCCAUGGUCGUCAAAACUGUUCAACUCGGCUACUACCUCAACUUCGCCCUGUCGCCGAUUGUUUACGCAGCGCUCAGCGGGAGGUUUCGCGAAGACACCCGCGUCAUUAUUCUGAAGCGACAACCAAAGUCAGUCGUGCAGGAAAGGAAACUUACUAUGGUCACGCGUGAAGCCGAAGUCUAAUUUAUGGGAAAAAAUUAAAGGUGGAAACUAAAUACUAAAAGCUUUCAGUUAGAACUCAGAAAACGCAGAGCUAAAUUAAAAACAGAUCGCAUUAAAAAACAGAGGUAUUUUCGAUUGUACACCCCCCACCAAUGAUGAAAUGUCGAAAUCAAAAUUAUAACUGCAAAAGUUAAUCGACAUUACAAAGAAGUGCUGGCUUUCAAUUUGGUGCAGGCCUAAACGAAGCUAUUUGUCUAGUUUAGCCUGAAACAGGUCCUUUUCCCUUGUUUUGUUGCCGUUUUAUAAAUUUCUUGUAUAAAUUCCUUUUAUAAAUUUCACUCAAAUAUGAGUCCAAAUGCGGGUGGGAUUGGAUAUAAUCGAAAAAAGCCAAAAUACAGAUAGCUUUUUCAAUGACAUUACUUAUUAAAAAAUCAUAAAUAUGUUAUUAGCUUACUAUCUUUCUCCGCAUGUACUGGUAUUCCUUGAAUUUAUAAAGGUAAACCUUCUUUAUAGAUCUUCUACGAAUAGCAGAAACCUCAAUUAUUAUGUUUUUAUAGGCUGUACCUACAAAUGCUAAGAAAGGCGAUCAACAAUUCCAAAUUACAACAGUACCGAAACUGA